ACUGCAGACACAGUACAGGGGAUGACCAGAGACUGCGGACAUAGUACAGGAGAUGACCACAGACUGCGGACACAGUACAGGAGAGGACCAGAGACUGCAGACACAGUACAGGAGAGGACCAGAGACUGCAGACACAGUACAGGAGAGGACCAGAGACUGCAGACAUAGUACAGGAGAGGACCAGAGACUGCAGACAUAGUACAGGAGAGGACCAGAGACUGUACAGACAUAGUACAGGAGAUGACCAGAGACUGCGGACACAGUACAGGAGAUGACCAGAGACUGCGGACACAGUACAG
Messenger RNA from Staurois parvus, 299 nucleotides. The record is from the annotation of a GenBank genome assembly. NCBI's taxonomy places the organism in Eukaryota, Metazoa, Chordata, Amphibia, Anura, Ranidae.